AUGGCAUCAAAUAAACAAAAAUUAGCAGUUAGUAUUUUAAACUUUUUAAAAGUAUCAAUGAAAGAAGAUGCAGAGAAUGCUGAAAGUUUACAAGUUGCAGUCGAAUGUAUUAGAGAUGUUUUCGGAGUAGAUGAAAAUGAUUCAACUUUACAAGUUUCAGCACCAUUAUCUGAAAUUUUCGAUAAAUUCAUUGGUGAAAAUAAUACCAAUACCACCACCACCACCACUACCACCACUACAAAACUUUCAAAAGAAGAAUUAUUAAAUCAAACUUAUAGUGAAAUCCCAUACGAACUUCUUGAAUCAUUUAAACAAUUUAUCACAAUUCUUGAACAAAAAGGUGCUUUUGCAAAUGAAGAUUCAUGUGAAACAGUUAUUAAAGCAACAAAACAAAAGUUCAUGGAAAGUAAAGCAGGUGAAGUUAAAGCUAUUGCUGAAAAAUUAAAGAAUGAAGGUAAUGCUAAAUUGAAUGAAGGUAAACAUCAAGAAGCACUUUCAUGUUACAAUAAAGCAAUUCUUUAUGAUAACACCAACGCUAUUUACUUUGCAAAUAGAGCUGCCACUUAUUCUGCUUUACAAAACUUUGAAAAAUCAAUUGAAGAUUGUCUUGAAGCAAUUAAAAGAAAUCCAAAUUAUGGUAAAGCAUACACUAGAAUGGGUUCUGCAUAUACAUCAUUAGGUAAAUUCUCAGAAGCAAUGGAAGCAUAUAAUAAAGCAAUUGAAUUAGAACCAAAUAAUGAAACUUUUAAAGCAUCACUUGCCAAUGCUGAAAGACUUGCUGCUGCUGCAAACAAUCAAGCACCAGCUAUGCCAAAUAUUCCAGGUAUGCCAGAUUUAGGUGGUUUAGAUUUUGGUUCACUCUUAAGUAAUCCAGCAAUUAGAGGUUUAGCAAACAACUUAAUGUCUGAUCCAAAAAUGAAAGAAAUGAUGGAUAAUGGUGAUAUGGCUAGUCUUCUCAAUAAUCCAGAUUUAUUAAAAAUGUUUGGUAAUUUAGGUAAAAAGUAA
Dictyostelium discoideum AX4 is the source of this 1005-nucleotide messenger RNA. It is a transcript of the gene sgtA, whose product is annotated as tetratricopeptide-like helical domain-containing protein. The record is from RefSeq and is a predicted model, not a curated record. NCBI's taxonomy places the organism in Eukaryota, Evosea, Eumycetozoa, Dictyosteliales, Dictyosteliaceae. Bases 1 to 1005 code for a protein of 334 amino acids. The transcript is spliced from 3 exons.